Messenger RNA from Plectropomus leopardus (leopard coralgrouper), 1989 nucleotides. The record is from RefSeq and is a predicted model, not a curated record. Lineage: Eukaryota; Metazoa; Chordata; Actinopteri; Perciformes; Serranidae.
UCUCAGGUUUCAAAAGCUUAAUAAACUUUAAAUGUUCCAAAGAUAAUUAUUAUGAAGUGUUACCCAACUGAAUGAUGGACAUUUACAGUUUUUCUUUAUCUAAAUUAUAGAUAAUACCUGAAAGAAUUCGGCUUCACCUGUAGCUGUAAAGAAGAGAAGUGACUCCUUCAGAGAACAGUCAUGGCGUUCUCUCGGCUCUCCGCCUCAGCGGUGUUGGCUUCAAUGAUCUUUCUUCUCUACUGGACGACCUCCUCAGCUCGGUCACAUGACCUCUCGGCCCCCCACAGGGUGAGGAGAGACAUGCCUUCCGGCACCAGAGAGAAAGUGUCAGCAUCUGUGACUAUGUUGAAGGAAUCCCUGGCCGUCGUCAAAGACGUGGUAGGAAAGAGUAACACAAGGACCGUGUCAGCUGUGAUAAAGAGUAUCGCCAACUUGGCCAGCUUGGCGCCCGGUAUCACAGGUCUGGUCUCCUCUUUUCUCAACCUGGUCUUGAUCUUCAUCCCUCAAGACAACCCUCUGACGGAGCUCAGGGCGGGCUUUGCUGAGGUCAACAAGAAGCUGGACUCGCUCUCCGUCCAGAUCUCUAACCUGGCGACUGACGUGGAAUGGUUCAACUAUGCCAGCGUCUACUCUCAGGACGAGGUCCGCAUCCUCAACGCCUGGAAGAAGUUCAAUGAGUUUCGUGAGAACAGCGAGUUGACGGAGAGCGAGGACAACAAUCUGAGACUGGCCGAGGUUUUCACCAAAUACUACGAGAACACGGCAACUGAGGCCAGCGUGGCCAACCUCUACCACUACCUGACGGUCAGCGACAUGUCACUCAGCGGGAACCUCAACCUCCUGCUGAGGAAGAAGUUUAAAUGUGAUGUCCGUGAGAUUGGCAGAUAUAACCUGUACUUCAGCAGUCUGCUGUGGAAGGGGAUGUUGCUCAACCAGCUCUACUGGAAACUGAUCGGCCUCCAACAGACGGGCAUCAAUGCUCAAUACACCAAAAUGUUUAAGAACGUCUCCAGUGCUCAGAUCUCGGCCAUCGAGUUCUGCGUCAACAACUACCAGCAAUACCUGCAGAAGGACGUGGAGGAGAUUGGCAAAGCUCUCGAUCCCAGCAACAAGAGAGUCGUGGCUGAGGAGGUGAAAAACUUUCUGGAUAAGAAGUACUACUGGUACUACUGGGUGGUUCUGGUCUUCAACUCCGACACAGACCAGGAUUACUAUCACGUGUUCUUCAGUGAAGUCAUUAAAGCCGAAGCGAAUCCGAUCACCAUCGCUGUGAGCUAUGUUGACAAAGAAGGGGAGACUUACAGAGACGAAGUCAUAAAGGCAGUGAAACACUGUAACCCAAUGAAAACGCCCCCGUUUGGUCCGUUCCUUGCCCCCGACUUUACGCCGUGCAAGAUCAUCCUGCAGCAGAUCCAGGACUGCAAUAUAUUGGUGCAUGGAGUUCCCCUCAGAGAGUACGUUAAGAGCACAUAUGCUACUAACGAUAACGACUGGCUUGAAGCCCCUGACAGCCUGAUGUACUUGCAGUGUAAGUCGAGCAGGAACCUCUACUCUAUGUCCAUUUUUUACUCCCGAACCGUCGACCCCUGCCCCGCCAACCAAUGUGAGAGAGGAGAGUGCAAGAGGCUGGGCAAAUCCAGUGAACAUCUGUGCGAGUGUCCCGACAACUACUAUGGAGACAGAUGUGAAACGGAGCUGGAGUCCAAAGACAUCCCGGCGAUCAAUGCCGGCCGCAUGGUGCCCGACAUCACCGCCAUCAGCGCCAAACUGAAAGCCAUGGAGACGAAACUGGACGCCAUCCUUAACAACACGUGCCCCGCCCUGUAACAAACGCAGCUGACCUUUAAUCGUCACGUCCAGAGCGUUCACUUAACUCACCCACUCCUGAGACCUGGGACGACUCAUGUCCAACGCAUUAAAAUAAAAAAAAAUUAAAAUAAAAAAUUACCAACACACUGAUUCCACUUCUGGAGUGAAACAUCAUUUUUU